CGUGUUUGCACACUGUUUUGGACUAUGGCUUCCACCACCUCAGGUGAUGCUCUGCCAUCAGGCGGAAGGAUCUUCACCAGCUUUCCUGACAUAUUCUUCAUCCCCGAGUUUGUGUUUGGUGGUUUGGUGUGGAUCCUGGUGGCAUCGGCUAAAGUUGAUCCGGCUAAUCCUCUGGGCUGGGUGAUGUUUGUGUCUAUCUUCUGCUUCGUAAUGACAACACUCUGGUUCUUCAUCUUCCUCUGCGGAGGCAAUCAGAGCAGCAUCUGGCCAGCACUGGAUGCAGGCUAUCAUUUUGUGGCGGUGGUUUUCUUCCUCAGUGCAUCAGUGGAUCUGGCCUAUGUUACCUAUGGGAUUGGACAAGGAGUUAAACUUGCACAAGUUCUAGCAUUACUACCAGCUGAACUGCUCAAAAUAUACCGACUGUACAUUUCUGCAGUGGUGAUGUCCUAUGUGGCCACUCUUCUCUACUUCCUCCAUGCCAUAUUCUCUGCCAUUCGAUGGAAGAGGUCCUAAAACAAGUCACCAACUCAAGAGGAAAACAACAACAACAAAAAAACGAAUAAUCACAUAGCUUUCACAAAUACAUUGAGAAGAAAAUUAUUUUUAUGCAUUUAUUUUGAAUCAAUAUGCCCAAACAUCAAAUUGAUGAAAAAGUGGAAAACACACUCAAACAAAAAUUACAUUAUCACAUUAGCCUACCUCACAAUUUUCAAUGUUGUUUUUUAGAAUCCAUCCAUGUGAAGUGAGAAUUACAAGUUUUCAGAAUUAAAUGUUGUUUAAAGAAGAUGGAUGAGUGUAAAUAACUAAUGAAAUUACUAAUCUAAACAGAAGCAGGAAUGAUAUUAUCAUAACUUUUGAUUUCUUUGAUUUUUCACUGUAACUUUCAAUAGUAUACAAUUUAAAAGCUCAGUUCACAAAUUUUACACCCACACACAAAAAAACACAAAUGCAUUUUUUAAAACUCAAGAUCUGUCCUAAUUUUCUUUAAAUAUAUUUCUGAGACAUUUAAAAAAAAAAGAUGUUUCCUUCAAUUUCUGUAAGUAAACCACGUCAAUGAUGUUGGCUUAAAGACAAAUCUUUCUGCAUCUACCAUACUAGUAACAUGACCUAAUAUGAUAGCUGAAAUUUCAAUAUUUGCUAUAUAUCUGUUUUGCCUGAAUUAGAUAGUGGAGAGAAGAAGGGACAAAAAGGGAAAGACAUACAGCCUUAGGCUAGAGUUUAACAGAAUUGCAUCUAACCUUGUGGCAUACAGUCACCUGUUCAUUGUGUGAGCUAAACCAGCACCACAGCAUUUAAAUAUUUCCAACAUUUGUCACACAACUUACUUCUACAGCUUAACACAGUUAGACUUUUAGUUUGCUCUCACAAAAAACAUUUAUAAAACUGAAGCAGGAAAAGCAGGACGAUUGUGACUUUAGUUCCUACAGAAGACAAGGCCAACGAUAAAUGGAAUGGGCUCUAUAUUUCAUCUGUUGCAACUUGAUGGCCCAAGCUAAAAUAAUGAUCACUUUGAUGGUGAUCUACCCAUUUAUUCAGCUAAAAUGAGAGCCGCUACAAGGGUAUGAUUGGACUGACACUAGAGGCAUUGUCAGAUGCAUGUGUUGUUGUCUAUAGUUCCGCAGUGACUGUGUUUACAAUGUUAAAUUGUCUUGGAUUAGCAACACUUGAGUUUUAUUUAUAUAGAUAUAUUAAUUUGUUUCAUUGUUUCUUUGCUCUCAUCUUAUUUCUUUCAAUCAUAGAGUGAUGUAGCAGUUACCUGCAGUGUAGUGUUGCAGUGUAACCACUAUUAGAGCUUCAUUUCUGUAAAGGAGAUAACGCUUCCUGCUGACAGCCUUUUAAACCAACUUCAAUACACUAGAUUUUGUGCCUUUUUCAAAGGCUUGGUGUUUAUGCAUGGCAUGGCUGGCGAUUUGAAAUUUGAUGAUGUAAAUGUCUAGAUGAUUCACUUCACACUUUUGUCUUGGAAUUUCCAUUGUGAAAUAAAAGAA
This is a messenger RNA of Maylandia zebra (zebra mbuna), 1988 nucleotides long. RefSeq names its product myelin and lymphocyte protein. Gene Ontology annotation, molecular function: structural constituent of myelin sheath. Gene Ontology annotation, cellular component: membrane. Gene Ontology annotation, biological process: myelination. The record is from RefSeq and is a predicted model, not a curated record. NCBI's taxonomy places the organism in Eukaryota, Metazoa, Chordata, Actinopteri, Cichliformes, Cichlidae.